Neomonachus schauinslandi (Hawaiian monk seal) is the source of this 1096-nucleotide messenger RNA. It is a transcript of the gene ATP6V1G1, whose product is annotated as ATPase H+ transporting V1 subunit G1. The transcript has 3 exons. The record is from RefSeq and is a predicted model, not a curated record. Gene Ontology annotation, cellular component: vacuolar proton-transporting V-type ATPase complex. Gene Ontology annotation, biological process: proton transmembrane transport. Bases 123 to 479 code for a protein of 118 amino acids. Gene Ontology annotation, molecular function: proton-transporting ATPase activity, rotational mechanism. Lineage: Eukaryota; Metazoa; Chordata; Mammalia; Carnivora; Phocidae.
ACGGCGGGCGGGGCGCCGGCGCAGGGCGCAGGCGCAGGGCCUAGGCGGCUGGGUCAGCUGUCCCGAGGGACCCGCUCAAACCGUUUUAGGCCCCUUCCCUCGGCCUCAGAGUCGCCGCCGCCAUGGCCAGCCAGUCGCAGGGCAUCCAGCAGCUGCUGCAGGCCGAGAAGCGGGCCGCCGAGAAGGUGUCGGAGGCCCGCAAGCGAAAGAACCGGAGGCUGAAGCAGGCCAAAGAAGAAGCUCAGGCUGAAAUUGAACAAUACCGCCUGCAAAGAGAGAAGGAGUUCAAGGCCAAGGAAGCUGCGGCUCUGGGAUCCCAUGGCAGCUGCAGCACCGAAGUGGAGAAGGAGACCCAGGAGAAGAUGACCAUCCUCCAGGCCUACUUCCAGCAGAACAGGGAUGAAGUCCUGGAUAACCUGCUGGCCUUUGUCUGUGACAUCCGGCCAGAAAUCCAUGAAAACUACCGCAUAAAUGGAUAGGGGAGGAAGGAGCAGCUCUGCGUGCAGAUUGGCAUGUUAGAUGCCUUCAUGGAAUACGAAGCUUCAGCAAAUCUUGAGUAGUUACAUCCUUGUGAAAAGGCAUUACAUUAUUUCUGUAUAUUAUGUAGUAGGUCCCUUCACUUCUUAGAGAAUAGCAAAUCUAGCUUCUUUGUACAAACGUAGAGCUUAUCCAAAGAUUUUCUCCUUUUACCUCAUAUUUCUUAGAAAUUAAUGUGUAUACGUUGUCUGUUUUCCUAUGCCUUUUAGCUCAAGCAACAUAUGUAUCAGUACUUUUUCUUUCUUAGAUGUAGUGAAAAAAAAAAAUUCUGUUUAAGAAAGACAGGGAUUAAAUAUUUUUUUUCCCUAAAGCUUUCUUGAAGGUCAGGGGCUUUCUCUAUGAAAAAGUAGUAAAUAGUUACUGUAACUUGUGUGAAGCAGCAGCCGGCCUUAAGUCGUCCUUUUGGCUAAGGGUGGAACAGCGAAUACUAGUAUAUAUUGUUCGGGCUGCUCUUAGUUUCUCUUAAUCAAAAUUAUUAGAUGAUAGAAUUCAAGAACUUGUAUACAUGUUCUUACUUGGUGUACUGAUAAUCACUUGAAAGUAAAGACUUUGUCAUGCA